Messenger RNA from Sitophilus oryzae (rice weevil), 930 nucleotides. Its product is annotated as gastrula zinc finger protein xFG20-1-like. The record is from RefSeq and is a predicted model, not a curated record. Gene Ontology annotation, biological process: regulation of transcription by RNA polymerase II. Gene Ontology annotation, cellular component: nucleus. Lineage: Eukaryota; Metazoa; Arthropoda; Insecta; Coleoptera; Curculionidae. Gene Ontology annotation, molecular function: RNA polymerase II transcription regulatory region sequence-specific DNA binding; DNA-binding transcription factor activity, RNA polymerase II-specific. The coding region runs from base 1 to 930 and encodes 309 amino acids. The transcript has a single exon.
AUGCAUAACCAAAUUCACGAAGUUAAUGCAGUUAACACUAACUAUAAUGUUGAUAACUGUUCUAAGGUCUUUAUAAACUGUAAAGAAGAACCUCAAUCGCUUGAAGAAAUUUCAAAUCAUGUUAUAUCAAAUCAACAAAAUUGCAAGAUAUGUAAUGAGUGCUUUUCUAACGAUUUGGUUUUAGCAGCACAUAUGGCCGAACAUAAUAAAGGUCUAAAUAGAUUUUAUUGUCCGUAUUGUAAUUAUAAAACUAACGGCAUAAAAUAUUUGCGCACCCACUUAUUUGGUGUACAUUAUAAAGUUAAAGUGAGCGAAGAAAUUGAAAAUGGUAGUAAUCUGAUAGAAAAGAAAGCGAAACUUGAUUUAUACACGAAUUGUUUUGAAUGUACAGUAUGUCAUAAGAGAUAUCCUUUGAGAAAACAACUGUAUCUACAUAAUCGGGUACAUAAGGUAGAAGAAAAAGAAGCGGGGUAUACAGAAUCUAUUCCUCCUGGUUCUUUCACCUGUAAUUAUUGCAACGUUCAAUGCAAUACGCGUGAAAUAGCAGAUGAUCACAUUAAAUCUCACCAAGAAACAUGUCAGAAAUGCAACCUGUCCUUUCCUAACGCCUUAAUUUUAGGCAUACACAUGGCUGACCAUUACCAAGACGACACUUUUCAUUGUAUCCACUGCAAUUACAAAACUGUCUUUGCGCCAUACUUGAAAAGCCACAUAUUCGGUAGCCAUUACAAAAAGAAAUCAUUCAAGUGUCACUCGUGCUAUGCUACGUAUUGUUCUAAACGUCAAUUGAACGAACAUGUUCGAUUUUAUCACGAUCAUAUGGACCCAUAUGCUUGUGUAGUUUGCGAAAGAAAGUUCACCGUAAAAACCAGUCUUCAAAAACAUCAAGUUAAGAAACACAGACCUUUAGUAGAUGGCAUCAUACCUUAA